AUGGCGAAGCUAUCUACAUUCCUGUAUAUUGCCAUUUUGGCCAUGGCAUUUUUUGCUGUAGUUAACUGUACUGAAAACGAUCAAGACGAAAAUAAUGAUCAGGAUUCGAGUCAAAAUAAUAAAGAAGUGUCUGACCAACAGGACCAGGCCUCUGUUAACGUAACAGUUGACAAUAAACCCACUGGUAAUAUAACAGGGCCCGUUAACGCAACAGAUGACAAUAAACCCGCUGGCCCCGUUAACGCAACAGCUGACGAUAAACCCGCUGGUAAUACAGCAGGCCCCGUUAACGUAACAGUUGUCAAUGCACCCGCUUGUAAUUCAACAGGCCCCGUUAACGCAACAGAUGGCAAUAAACCCGCUGGCCCCGUUAACGCAACAGCUGACGAUAAACCCGCUGGCCCCGUUAACGCAACAGCUGACGAUAAACCCGCUGGUAAUACAGCAGGCCCCGUCAACGUAACAGUUGUCAAUGCACCCGCUUGUAAUUCAACAGGCCCCGUUAACGCAACAGCUGACAAUAAACCCGCUGGUAAUAUAACAGGCCCCGUUAACGCAACAGAUGACAGUAAACCCGCCGGCCCCGUUAACGCAACAGCUGACGAUAAACCCGCUGGUAAUACAGCAGGCCCCGUUAACGCAACAGUUGACCCAUCAGCUAGUGAUGAAGUUGGCAAAGGAUGUGGACGUGGUAAUGGAAAAGGAGGAAUUAUUCCACUUGUAUUGACUGUAUUGGGUAACGCGAAACCCGCUGGUAAUACAGCAGGCCCCGUUAACGUAACAGUUGUCAAUGCACCCGCUUGUAAUUCAACAGGCCCCGUUAACGCAACAAAUGACAAUAAACCAGCUGGCCCCGUUAACGCAACAGCUGACGAUAAACCCGCUGGUAAUACAGCAGGCCCGUUAACGCAACAGUUGACUCAUCAGCUAGUGAAGAAGUUGGCAAAGGAUGUGGACGUGGUAAUGGAAAAGGAGGAUUUUUUUCAUUUGUAUGGACUGGAUUGGGUAAACCGAAGGAAGAAAUAA
Messenger RNA from Bactrocera neohumeralis, 1026 nucleotides. RefSeq names its product circumsporozoite protein-like. NCBI's taxonomy places the organism in Eukaryota, Metazoa, Arthropoda, Insecta, Diptera, Tephritidae. The transcript has a single exon. The coding region runs from base 1 to 1026 and encodes 341 amino acids. The record is from RefSeq and is a predicted model, not a curated record.